Molecule: messenger RNA, 3828 nt
Organism: Daphnia pulex (common water flea)
Lineage: Eukaryota; Metazoa; Arthropoda; Branchiopoda; Diplostraca; Daphniidae
Product: putative tyramine receptor 2
Exons: 8
Coding region: 835-2997 (720 amino acids)
Biological process (GO): G protein-coupled receptor signaling pathway
Cellular component (GO): membrane
Molecular function (GO): G protein-coupled receptor activity
Source: RefSeq, a predicted model, not a curated record
GGGCAACUGCGUGAGCGUGAGCGUGUGUGAGGGGCAUAUAUAGGAAGCUGGUCGUCACGGAAAUAAGUCCAGUCGGUGCACGGUCUCGCCUCCAAACACAACUCUGUCGCGUUAGACCCAGUGAGAAGACAAAUAAUCAGGAAAAAUCAGACGCCCCUGGACAAUUCUUUUUAAAUCUUAUUCUAUUCGUUUGACAAUUCAACCCAUUUCAGCACACAAGAGUGUUGGGUAGAUUGUACAACACCAUGCAGGGUCGAUCGCCCGGUAGUAGUAGUGCUCCUAAAUGCGGAUGGUUUCGAAUUGAUGGCCAGAAGCAGCCGGCCGACGAUGGCCCAAAACAACAGUUGUGCGUGUGAUUGAAAUUACUAACCAAGUGAUAUGCUCAAAUUUCUUCUUCUUCUUCUUUUGGUCCCUUGAAAUCGAGUUUUUUUAAAAUAUCAUUUGACAAGGACCGAUGAAACGACUUUCCAACACCUGUGUUGUGUAUGUGCGGUGAUGGCUACUGGGUGACCCUGAUUGAUUCCCUCUCUGAUUUCUUUUCUUUCUAUUUUUAUUUUUGAAAAUUUUUAUUUCUUCAACAUCUCCUAUUUCUUUUUGGAUUCUCGUAUUGUCUUUCACGAAAGAAAAUUCCAUUUGGGAGAUCAAUUCAACAAAUCAAAUAUCCCACCUCCCGUUUCGGUUGUUUUAAUUUUAAUUCGGGAGAAGAAAUUCGAGCUGGGGGGGAAUCGGCCGUGAUUUGGCAUUCACGGUAGAGGAUCACGUCUCGAGAAAAGGAAAAAUUGCGUUCGAGUGUCGUCGUGUCGGGACAGUAACAAGGUUGGUGUCGUCUAAUCAAUGACACGGGAGAUAAUGGCGUUCAACUCGACAGCGGGGACGGAAGCCCAGCAGGAGCCUCAGGAUCAGCAUCACUGGACGGGAGUAGGAGACGGUGCUGGCGGGCAGCUGCUGGUAAUUGGAGGAGAGACGACGUCGUCGACGCUGGCCGACGUCGUCGAAUCCUCGGUGGAGAGUCUCUUCCAAUGGGCCACCGUGGCCGAGUCGUCCACCUUCGGCCUCAUCUGGCUGACGGCCGUCAUCGGCAACGGACUCAUCACGUGCACCCUCCUACGGCGAGGGCUCCUCACUCAUCCGUCCAACAGAUUGGUGUUUAGCGUGACGCUGAGCAAUUUGAUCUUCUCCUUUUGCGUCUUUCCCUGCAUCCUCGUCUCGUCCAUCAAGCAGCAGUGGAUCUUCGGCUCCAUUUGGUGCUACAUCAACGCCUUCUUCACCAUCCUGGUAACGGUAGCCAGUUCGGCGACUCUUGCGGCCAUCGCGCUCGAUAGAUAUUUCGCCAUCGUGCGGCCGAUGCAGUACUCCCGCAAGAUGACACGCAACCGGGCCAACGGCCUCCUCAUCUUCGCCUGGUGUUUGGGACUCGUCUGCGCCCUACCGCCACUCUUCGGAUGGUCGGCGUACGAUUACGAAGAGUCUCACCGGGCUUGUUUUCUGGGCUGGACUUCGUCGCUGUCCUACUCGGCCGUCCUGUUGGUCAUCACCUUUUGUUUCCCGCUCGUCUCUAUGCUCGUCUUCUACUACGCCAUUCUCCAGGUGGCCCGCACCAAAUGCAAACGCAUCAAUUUCGGAACCAUGUCGGAGCCACCGAUGACUCCGCUGGAACGGAUCCAGACGCUGGCGGCUGCGGGUAAUCCACCGCCGACUCCGCCGUGCGGCGGCGGUGCCGGAGAGCUGGCCAACAUCCUUGGCGAGCUGGGCCGGGUGGCCAUGUCCGACUCGCAGACCAGCAUCGGCGGCACCCACAACAACAACAACGUCAACCGCUCCUUACGACGCAAUCGCUUCAGCUUCAACGGCCGCAAGCCGUCCUUCUCCUGGCUCUCCAGCACCUCCUCCAUCAAUUCCACCGCUCCCGUCAAAGGAAUGCGGACGAUUUUCCUGGUGCUGGCCGCCUUCUUGCUGACGUGGAUCCCCAUGUUGGUGUUGGCCCUGCUGGAAAUGAUCCGCCAUCUGGGCGGAUUGGGGAGCUGGACGCCUCCGCAUUGGCUCUACGUUUUCGCCAUGUGGUCCAUGUGCGCCGGAAGUGUCACCUACCCAAUUCUCUACGGCAUUUACAACCGGGCCAUUCGCAAGGAGCUCCGGCUCUGUCUCAGCUGCAGCGGCGGAUUGAACGCCAAAAAGUGGCGCAACGUCAAUCAUUUCUACCAUCACGGAGGCAGCGGACAUGGCGGCGGAGGAGUUGGCCAAAGAAGAGGAUCCAAAUGGUCCAAUUACUCAGAAUACGCGGCACUGCGGCCGAGAGAGACUUCAGCGGCGGCUACAGCGGCCGUUUCGGCGGCCGUGGCGGCGGCAGCAGCGGCCAGCACGGCCCAGCAAGGGCUGACGGAAUCGCUGACGGCCUUGCAGGCUGGAAUGAGCGACAUCAACGGUGGCAAGUCGAUUAUGCGUCUCCGGAAAUCUAGUCAAGAUUCCGGGGCCGUCAUACCCAGCGACGAUGAAGACGGAACGGGUGGCGGCCUUCACCUGAGAAGUUCCAGUCACGUCUCGGGUCAUUCCACUCACUGCCAGAGGGUAGAACACAAAUUGCUGGGCACGGAUCAGUCGGCCGUGCCGUCGCCGGCCGCAGCGGCGGCGGCCACUUGGAGGGCCUUCAAUCGACCCCGGAUGGCCCUGGCCGUCUUGGCCGUCUCACUCCAGCACAUAGCGGCUCACUCGGAUCACCUCCAAUAUCAUCAGCACCGCCGGCCUCAUCAGCCGGAAAUGACGGCGGCCGGCAAAACCAACGGUGGCGAAUUGAUCAGCAAUCGCCAAAUGGACGGAAAUGAUCAGCCACAGCCGCCAAACAAGUCGCUCAAACAACCGGACGACGACAACCAGGUCCAGCUGGCGGAGCCGCAACUGGAUGAAACAGUUCCGCCACUUCCGGCGGCCCUUGUUCUACCCAUUGCGGCCGAUCACAUUCUGACGUCGAGUCUAGACGAAGGAAUCGAACCGGAUCGUUGAAAAUAAGAAAAUGUUCAAAUUUCUGUUUUUUUUCUGUUUCUGUUUAUUAUUUGCAUUGAUGUGUGUCUAUAAUGAUGAUGGUGGUGCCCUUAUUGUGUCAAACAAUCACGACAUAUAUUGCGCACGAUCCCGACUCGACUUGCCAUGCCAUUCCCCUUUUUUGAUUGCCCAGAGUUGUUUUUGUUUUUCUGAUUGUCGAUUCCGUUUUUGUAAUUUUUUCUUUUUACACGAACGAGCCGAUUAUUCUUUUUUUCGGGUAUUGUCACUUUUUUUUCCAUUACGUGAAUCAAUGGACAUGAAAAAUUCGUGUGUGCAAAAAAUUUCGGAUAAUCAGCACGUCGCAAUUUUCUACUGGAAAUUGAUCGACGCCCACCCCCCACAAAAGUUGCUGGCGAAUAAAAAUUUUGUUUCUUUUAUUUCUCUCCUCCGUGAAUUGAGAAAACUAGUCAAGCUCGAAGCUUUUGACUUUCUUGCACGUGGAAAAUAAACAUAAAAGAACUGCUCUGCAAAUAAUAUUCCCACGUAUAUAUAUACUACACAUAUAAUUAUUAAGGAUCAAAACACACACAGCUCUCCCUUAUGUUUGUAUCCCAGCCGGUAUAGACACACACACAGCCAACACAUUAUGCGUAUUACGAUUAGUUUUAGACUAUAAUAUCUUAUUAUAUCAUCACGUAUGUGCACACAAGAACGAGCUGUAUAUAAAGGUAUGUCAAAAGAAAAAAAACAAAAACCCAAAUAGCGCCGAGCUGCUGUGUAACACGAUCGAGAUAAAACAAAUUUGGGUUGAGCUCACCUUUCCUCUUUAUUUUUUCUCGUGUGAGUGUGUGG